This is a messenger RNA of Cyprinus carpio (common carp), 3621 nucleotides long. It is a transcript of the gene slc26a4, whose product is annotated as solute carrier family 26 member 4. The record is from RefSeq and is a predicted model, not a curated record. NCBI's taxonomy places the organism in Eukaryota, Metazoa, Chordata, Actinopteri, Cypriniformes, Cyprinidae. Gene Ontology annotation, cellular component: membrane. Gene Ontology annotation, biological process: transmembrane transport. Gene Ontology annotation, molecular function: oxalate transmembrane transporter activity; secondary active sulfate transmembrane transporter activity; bicarbonate transmembrane transporter activity.
UGAUUUAAAUGUUUUAGCCCAAAUCCUCACAAGUUUUAACAGAAGAAUCAAAGAAGUGCUGUUAUAAAAUUAUAAGCUUCACAUUUCCGGUUUUACAUUUUCCAGAGUUUGGCCCUAAUCACUUUCAUUGUAAAGGCCUCUCUGUUACCUUUCAGUAUUUUCAAAAAUUAGGUACGAGUCAAAAUAUUUUUUGUAGUAAACAUCAUUACGUCACAGUUGUACUAAGAAGAAAUUAAAAAAGAAUCACUAUGCCAAAAAGAACCUGAUGUUUCUGACAAAUGAUGAACCUGACUCAGUUCUGGCUUAUCAACGGAUCGUCAGACACUAUGUAUUCAAGUGCUGCCUCAUGUUCUGAGGAGAGAUCUGGCCAUAUCUAGACAAUCUGUACUAAGAAGGUCAGAUUGUGUCGUGCAUAUAUCAUAUCAUUCUUUCUUGAGUGUUCAGUCACACCUGCACUGAUCAACAUGUACAUACAUACAACACAGCCCACCUUUGACACAUCACAGGCCCUCCUCACUCCCUUUCUAUCACAAACACAGACACACAUGCUUUCCAACAAGAUUGGGAGGGACAGUCACCCUUGGCAGGAUGCAUGCUGUGGGCCUCUGAUGUAAUUCCCUCAUGCUUCCUGUUGGUGCUUAACCCUGAUACACCUCCCACAUCCCAACGCUGCUUAUAAAUACAAAAGAGAGGGAUGCUGGCCCCAUUAAGAGAGUCCGUCUUCAUAGACAUGGACAAAAUGUGCCUUUAAGUGGACGUCUGGCAUGGAUGCACCCUAUUCUUGUGGAAUUUCACUCUGCCAAACUCAAAACCUAACAGAAGAGAUCCAACCCAAGCAGAUUUUCACAGACAAACAAAUCAGGCAAUAUGAUGGACGAGUGUUUUCAUGAAAAUGAUUACCACGUGUCACGACGUAUCUACUCAAACCGGGUCUUUGACCAGGUUCAUGAGAGACAAGCCCAAGAGAUCCAGAGUUUACGAGAACGGCUGGGCAGAGCCUGCGGAUGCACUGAUAAAUGGGCUGUUCAGAAGAUAAAGGGGCUUCUGCCAAUCCUGGAUUGGCUUCCUAAAUACCCAGUCAAGCAAUGGUUACCCGGUGAUGUCGUUUCUGGGGUCACUACAGGACUAGUAUGCUGUUUACAAGGUGUGGCUUAUGCAUUGCUGGCCUCUGUAGCGCCAGUCUAUGGACUCUACUCUGCGUUUUUUCCUAUUCUUACAUACUUUGUGCUGGGCACAUCCAGACACAUCUCUGUGGGUCCAUUCCCUGUCACCUGCCUGAUGGUGGGCUCUGUAGUUUUGACCUUAGCUCCUGAUGAACACUUUCUGCGUCCAGUGAACAUCACAGGUGUGAAUGAGACAGUGACAGAUGGAAGGUUAAUGGAGGUUGAUGGAGAAGCAAGAGAGGCCCAGAGAAUCCUGGUUGCUUGUACCAUGACGGUGUUGGUUGGAUUAUUCCAGGUGGCUAUGGGGCUGAUGCAGGUGGGCUUUCUAGUCAGGUAUCUCUCAGACCCACUGGUAGGCGGCUUCACCACCGCUGCUGCUUUUCAUGUCUUCAUAUCUCAGAUUAAAACCAUCGUGUCUGUUCCUAUACACAGCCAUAAUGGAUUCUUCUCCUUUGCUUAUACCCUCAUUGAUGUAAGUAGGAACAUCAACCAAACGAACAUUGCGGACCUGAUUGCUGGAUUACUAACAAUCUUCAUUGUUAUGGCUGUGAAAGAGAUCAACACAAAAUUUCAACAUAAAAUCCCAGUGCCGAUUCCCAUAGAAGUGAUUGUGACAGUGAUAGCUUCUGCAGUCUCUCAUCUGAUGGACCUAAACUCCCAGUACGGCGCCAGCAUUGUCCACAGCCUCCCCAGGGGGUUUGCACCGCCACAAAUACCAAAUAUAGCACUUAUUGGGAAGAUUCUGGGCUCUAGUUUUUCCACAGCAGUGGUUGGUUAUGCAGUAGCAGUCUCAGUGGCAAAAGUCUAUGCAGCAAAACAUGAUUACACAGUCGACGGCAACCAGGAGCUGAUAGCUUUUGGCGUUAGCAAUAUUUUUGGAGGAUGUUUCUCAAGCUUUGUGGCCAGCACUGCAUUGUCACGGACAGCAGUACAGGAAAGCACAGGGGGGAAGAGUCAGGUUGCUGGUAUCAUCUCAGCUCUGAUGGUGAUGAUAGUGAUUUUGGCCCUUGGGCCAUUUCUUCAGCCUUUGCAGAAGUCGGUGCUGGCUGGCAUUGUUAUAGCCAACCUGAAGGGCAUGUUCAUGCAGAUCUCAGAAGUGCCUGUACUCUGGAGACAGAACAGAAUAGACUGUCUCAUCUGGAUAGCUACAUGCCUGGCAUCCAUUGUGCUGGGUCUAGAUGUGGGUCUGCUGGCUGGUCUGGUAUUUGAGAUGGGCACAGUGGUGGUCAGAACACAAUUCCCUUCUUGUGCCACUCUUGGAAAUGUCCCAAAUACUGAUAUCUACAAAAACAUGAAGGACUACAAAAAUAUUGAUGAAAUUCCUGGAAUAAAGAUCUUCAAGUGCAACUCACCCAUUUACUUUGCAAAUAUUGAUUACUUCAAAGAGAAGCUGAGAGAAGAGGUGGGGUUUGAUGCAGUGCGGGUGUUCAAGAAAAGAAAUAAAGCUUUGAAGAAGAUUCACAAACUCAUUAAAAAAGGAAAACUACAAGCUACAGAGAAUGGUUUGGUGCCAGUGGCCUCACUGGGAGUAGAAAACCAAGCCUUUGAAAAAGAGCAGGUUCCUGAGCUGGACGAAGGGGCGUCUCAGCCAGACUCAGAGGUGAAGGUUCAGGUAGACUGGACGUCUGAGCUGCCGGUCAGUGUGUCAGUACCCACCGUCCAUAUUCACAGCCUUGUGGUGGACUUUUCUGCUGUCUCAUUCCUGGACGUGGUAGCAGCCAAGUCCCUCAGACUGGUGGUGAAGGAAUUCAUACGAAUUGGGGUCAGCGUCUACAUCGCAGGCUGUGAUGGUGAGAUGGUCAGGAGAAUGGAGGCCCUGUCCUUCUUUGAUGAGGAGGUUACUAGAGACAUUCUCUUCCUUUCUGUCCAUGACGCCAUUCUAUUCAUUCAGCUGGAAACCUCCACUGGAAAUGAUGAGGAUCCAUUAGCUGAGAGGAUUUCACAGUUGCAAGAUGACAAAAAGCCACUUCCUUUUACUGAAGAUGAGGACCUGAUUGAGACCUAUGACAUCCAGCACUUGGCUAUUUAUGGACUUUCAAACUCAGGAAACACUCCCUUUGUUAAGAAUCACUGGGAAAGACAUUCAUCGUCUUCCUAUUCAUUUGCUGAUAGCGGGUCAGGAGAUAUCCUGGGAAGACUGAAAGUGGAGCAAACAAAGAUUUCAACAUCUGAACUAGAAAAAUAACACCAAAUGCAACAUUUUAAAAGCAAGUGGCAUUUGGAUUUUUACAGCCUCAUUUUUGAGGCAAAUACAAGAUGACAAAUGCCUGUCAGCACAAAACAGGAUGUGGAGACCUGCCCGGUUCAUCAGUAUCGAGGCCCUUUUUGAUAGAGAAACACAUUAAAUCUGUGUUUCUGGUUACAAACUGUUUACUAAAAGUCUUAAAGAAGAGGAUCGUUUGAUAUUUGGAAAUAAAUCACCUGAGAAAAAGUAGUAAUGCAUUGCAAUGUGUCUCUG